This is a messenger RNA of Penicillium malachiteum, 1791 nucleotides long. Its product is annotated as MFS transporter. Gene Ontology annotation, molecular function: transmembrane transporter activity. The transcript has 10 exons. The coding region runs from base 1 to 1791 and encodes 596 amino acids. NCBI's taxonomy places the organism in Eukaryota, Fungi, Ascomycota, Eurotiomycetes, Eurotiales, Aspergillaceae. Gene Ontology annotation, biological process: transmembrane transport. The record is from RefSeq and is a predicted model, not a curated record.
AUGAACGGGGAACUGGAUGCGGUUAAUGAGAAGUCUCAGGAGUUUCGUCCUCCCAGAUCCAGAUCUAGGUCCGAUGUUCAGCAGGAUUCAUCAUUCGCUCAGAAUACUUCCCAAACAACGAGUGAGGACCACCGUGACGAGGCAGCGGAAAAGCGACAAUCGAGGCGCUCUCAUUCCAGAUCACGUUCCCUGGAGCGCAGCUGGUCUUUGAACGAUGGAAUAAGUAUUGGUGGUAAUGAGUUUGAAGGUGAUGCCGAAGAAGCGGCACAAGAAGCUCCAGGCGAAGAAGGGUAUACAGUGCGAUGGGACGAGAAUGAUCCUUCGAACCCCCAAAAUAUGAGUAAGGCCAGACGAUGGAUGAUAGUGAUUAUUGUUUCGAUGGGUUCGCUUUGCGUAACGUGCACAUCAUCAAUGUACACGACGACUUACAGUCAGUUGAUGAAGGAUUUCAAUUGCUCUCAAGAAGUUGCGACACUCGGACUGUCAUUCUUCAUCUGGGGUCUCGGUUUGUUAUUCCUUAAUUCAUCUUCUGGAAUGAUUCCUAAUUUGUUCACACGCAUGGCAGGAAUCGGUCCUUUGUUUCUUAGUCCUCUGUCCGAAGUAAAUGGGACGAUAACUGACAGACCCCAGUUCUAUGGCCGAAGAAAUAUCUACAUUGUCUCCUUCUCUUUGUUCCUUAUCUGGCUUAUUCCAUGCGCGGUGGCUCAGAAUAUUCAAACAAUGUUGAUCUGUCGAUUCUUCAACGGACUAUCAGGAAGUGCUUUUUUGAGUGUGGCUGGUGGAACAGUGGGUGAUAUGUUUGAUCGACAAGACCUUGCGUUUCCUAUGAUGCUCUAUACUGCAAGUCCGUUUAUUGGACCUGAAGUCGGUCCACUGGUCGGUGGUUUUAUCAAUGAUUUUACCAACUGGCGAUGGACAUUCUAUGUCCUGCUGAUAUGGACCGGUGUCCUGCUCGUUUCGAUUGUUCUCUUCGUACCGGAGACAUACCAUCCAGUGCUCCUCAGACGUAAGGCGCAGAAGCUGCGCGCAGAAACCGGAGAUGACCGAUACAAAGCUCCCAUUGAGAAGCUACACCGUUCUGUAGCCCAGACAGUCUUACGAUCCAUGUACCGCCCCAUUCUUCUCUUGACACUGGAGCCUAUGUGUCUCAACCUCUGUGUGUUCUCUGCGAUCCUACUAGGUAUCCUGUACCUGUUUUUCGGUGCCUUUCAAUUGAUAUUUGAACACGUCUACGGUUUUACACUCUGGCAGCGAGGCUUAUGCUUCAUGGGUCUCUUCGUUGGUAUGGUUCUCGCGAUUAUCUCAGAUCCCCUUUGGCGUCGCAAUUAUGCGCGGCUGGAACGAAAUUUUCAGCGAGACAAUAACGGAGACGACGACUUUCAACCGGAAUGGCGUCUUCCUCCAGCGAUUCUGGGUGGACCGCUCGUCACAAUCGGACUGUUCAUCUUUGCGUGGACCAUUUACUCUGAUGUGCACUGGAUUGGUCCCAUCAUCGGCAGUGGAAUAUUUGGAGCAGGGGUUAUCCUGGUCUAUGCCGGCAUCUUUACUUUCUUGGUUGAUGCUUAUCCUACAUUUGCUGCCAGUGCCUUAGCCGCGAAUAGCUUUAUGCGUUCAAGCUUUGGUGGAAUAUUCCCUCUGUUCGGUAUCCAAAUGUAUAACAACCUUGGGUACCACUGGGCUACCUCCCUGCUGGCCUUCCUCACUCUUGCUAUGCUGCCAUUCCCAUACCUAUUCUUUCGUUAUGGAAGUCGAAUUCGAAGUAAGAGUCGCUUUGCUACCCAUCAGAUAUAG